Molecule: messenger RNA, 867 nt
Organism: Chelonoidis abingdonii (Abingdon island giant tortoise)
Lineage: Eukaryota; Metazoa; Chordata; Testudines; Testudinidae
Gene: ATP4B
Product: ATPase H+/K+ transporting subunit beta
Biological process (GO): intracellular potassium ion homeostasis; sodium ion export across plasma membrane; intracellular sodium ion homeostasis
Cellular component (GO): sodium:potassium-exchanging ATPase complex
Molecular function (GO): ATPase activator activity
Source: RefSeq, a predicted model, not a curated record
AUGGCAGCUUUAAAUGAAAAGAAGACCUGCAGCCAACGGAUGGAAAAUUUCAACCGUUUCGUAUGGAAUCCAGAUACAGGGCAGUUGAUGGGAAGGACCUUGAUUAAUUGGGUGUGGAUCAGUCUGUACUACGUUGCUUUCUACAUAGUGAUGACUGGGCUGUUUUCACUCGCCAUAUAUUCCUUAAUGAGGACAAUCAAUCCAUAUACACCGGACUAUCAAGAUCGAUUAAAAUCACCAGGGGUGACAUUACGUCCGGAUGUCUAUGGUGAAGGAGGAUUAGAAAUUUAUUAUAACGUCUCUGACAAAAACUCCUGGGAGAAAUAUGUAACAACUCUUCACAAAUUUCUUUCGGCAUAUAAUACAACUGCACAACAUGCCAACAUCAACUGCACAAGUGAGAAAUACUUCUUUCAACACUCAUUCCUUGGUCCAAACAAAACAAAAUACUCCUGCAAGUUCACAUCAGAUAUGCUUGAAAACUGCUCUGGCCUCGCAAAUUCCACUUUUGGAUUUCCAGAAGGAAAACCAUGUUUAAUUAUAAAAAUGAACAGAAUUAUCAAUUUUCUCCCUGGCAAUGGCACUGCACCAAGGGUGAGCUGUACAGCUCAACAUGAUGAUUUCAGCCCACUUGAACUACAAUAUUACCCAGUCAAUGGCACCUUUAACCUUCACUACUUCCCUUACUAUGGAAAGAAAGCACAGCCCACCUACAGCAAUCCUUUGGUAGCAGUGAAAUUUCUCAACAUUACAAGGAAUGCAGAAGUUACUGUUGUGUGCAGAGUCAUUGGAACUGGAAUUACCUCAGAUAACCCUCAUGAUCCAUAUGAAGGAAAAGUGGAAUUCAAAAUGAAAAUACAAGAUUAG